This is a messenger RNA of Leptosia nina, 1152 nucleotides long. Lineage: Eukaryota; Metazoa; Arthropoda; Insecta; Lepidoptera; Pieridae. The record is from the annotation of a GenBank genome assembly.
AUGAACAUUCUUGAAGACGAUUUUUUAAACAAAAUAGCUGAAAAUGUGGCGAAAAGUUGUGAUUUGGAAAAUUGGAAGUUCAAACGACACGAAAACAUAAAAACGAUUGAAAACUAUUUUGGGAUAUUGGUACCUCUGACAGUUACUGGUCGAAGAAAUGAAUCGGAAGAAGAACUACACUUAUUGCUGAAGUUAAAACCUGAAACCGCUGAGGAUAGAAUGAAAUUAGUGCUGAAAUAUUUAUACGACACGGAACAUUAUGUAUACACGCGUUUGUUUCCACUGUUUGGAAGUUGCCAAUUAAACGUGGACGAUAUUUCUCCUAAGUGUUUUUACGCUGACAUGCAACCAGGACACGAAGUUAUAGUUCUACAAAACAUGACCUUUAGUGGUUUCAUGCGGUAUCCAAAUAGAUUUCUGGAUUAUCACCACGCAAUUGUAGCUUUAAAAUCACUCGCUAAAUACCACUCUCUAUCCCUAAUUUCAAUUGAAAGCGGAAAGAUCUCUACCGAAAAUGAUUUUGUUAAACCAUAUACAGACACUCAUCCUGUAGAAUUAAAUAUUGCUUUAAAAUUGUGCCUAGAGAGUCACAGCCAGCUUCUAAAAGGUGAAAAAUGUGAGAAGUUUCUACGAUCCCUCGCAGAGAGGUAUAACAAUAUUCGCGUUGACAGCUUUAAUAAAUCCAAACUGAUUGUGUUUGGACACGGAGACUACUGGAAAGAAAAUAUCCUUUUUAAAUAUGUGAAUGAAAAACCAACUCAAGCGUGUAUUUUGGACUACCAAAUGGUGCAGCUGAUGAGUGCGUCGCAAGAUUUCCUGACAUUCCUUCUAGUGAGCGUAGACACUAAAACGAGGAUGGAAAACUACGAAAAUUUUAUCUCAGCUUAUAUAAAAAGUCUCGAUAGUAUACUAAUAGAACACAAUAUCGAUACACAAAGAAUAGUAGUAGAUUUCCAACACGAUUUAAAAGUAGUCGCUGAGAAUUGUGUUAUUAUGGCAGUCAUGGCAUUCGCUCUAUGGUAUGGGUUAGAAGAUCAGACUUUGGUUAAGAGUAAAGAUACAACUGAUAAAGUGAAUGCGGAAAAACGUUUCACACAAACAAUUUGUGAAAUAUUGAAUGAUCUUAAUAGAAUUGGUCUUGUGAGGUUGUAA